UGCGGCUGACGACAGAGGCAGGGGCGGAGUCAAGUUGGAAUUUUGGCGGGUUCGCCUGUAGACCGGGAAGAGGCGCCGGCGCCGGCUCUGGCCAGGAUCCUACGUCACUCAUCCUCUGGGCAGCUCAUCCCCUUUCGAUGUUCCCUGUUGACCCUGCUCUUGACAGCAUGGAUGGGGAGGAAGAUGAUCUUUCUUUGCUGACUGCACUGCUUGAGGAGAAUGAGUCAGCCGUGGGUUGUAAUUCAGAAGAAAACUGCCUGCCCCAGGAAGAGGGCAAACCUGACACGUUUGAUGAGCUCUUUGAUGCUAAUGGUGAUGGGGAAUCCUACACAGAGGAGGCUGAUGAUGGAGAAGUGGGAAAGACGGAAGACCAAAAGGAAAAUGUGGCCACGCUCUUUGGAGAUGUAGGGGACUUAACAGAUGAAGAAGAGAUUCCUACACUGCAAUCAGCUGAAGAUAGGGUUCUCCCUGUGCCUGCUCCCAGUCGAGAGAAGACUAAUCAAGAGUUGCAAGAUGAGCUAAGGAAGUUGCAAGAGCAAAUGAAGUCUUUACAAGAACAGCUAAAAGCAGCGACAAUUAAACAACCUGCAAGUCCAGUGCUUCUACAUAAAUCCCCUGGUAAGUCUCCACAUCCCCCUAUAAAGGAGAAGAAAGUUCAGAGGAUUCAGGAAUCGACGUGCUUUUCCGCAGAGCUGGAUGUCCCUGUUCUGCCAAGAACCCAGCGGGUGGCUCGGACACCAAGGGCUUCUGCAGAGCCCAAAAGUUCACCAAUUUCGAGGACGACAAGUGCACCUUCCCUACCACUCCAGACUAUUCCUGGAAACCAACCUAGAGGGGUGACGAGAGAUCAGAGCACAAGGACCCCAGGAAGUUCCCAGGAGGUGACUCCACAGGUCCCUGUCUCCACGGAAGCCUUCUCAGGCUUGCGGCUCAGGAAACCUCGUGUAUCCUCUACAGAAAUGACCAAGAAAAUGACUGGCCGAAAACUGAUCAGACUGUCUCAGAUCAAGGAAAAGAUGAUAAGUGAAAAGCUGGAAGAAAUAGACUGGGUGACAUUCGGGGUUAUAUUGAAGAAAGUCACCCCACAGAGUGCUAACAGUGGGAAAACAUUUAGCAUCUGGCGGCUGAAUGAUCUUCGUGACCUGACACGCUGUGUGUCAUUGUUCUUAUUUGGAGAAGUUCACAGAGAACUCUGGAAAACGGAGCAAGGCACCGUCGUAGGGCUGCUCAACGCUAACCCCAUGAAGCCCAGAGAUGGGUCAGAGGAGCAGGUGUGCUUAUCUAUUGAUCAUCCCCAAAAGGUCCUAAUUAUGGGAGAAGCUCUUGACUUGGGAACCUGUAAAGCAAAGAAGAAGAAUGGAGAACCAUGUACCCAGACUGUGAAUUUGAACGACUGUGAGUACUGCCAGUAUCACGUCCAGGCUCAGUACAAGAAGCUCAGUGCGAAGCGAGCCGAUCUGCAGUCUACUUUUUCCGGAGGACGGAUUCCUAAGAAGUUUACCCGCAGAGGCGCCAGCCUGAAAGAACGGCUGUGUCAGGAUGGUUUUUACUAUGGAGGAGUUUCUUCUGCGUCAUACGCAGCCUCGAUGGCAGCCGCCGCUGCUCCCAAGAAGAAGAUUCAGACCACUCUGACUAAUCUGGUCGUGAAGGGCACGGACCUGAUCAUUCAGGAAACCCAGCAAAAGCUCGGAAUACCCCAGAAGAGCCUGUCUUGCUCUGAGGAGUUCAGGGAGUUGAUGGACCUGCCGACAUUUGGAGCCAGGAACUUAAAACAACAUUUAGCCAAAACCAAGGCUUCAGGAAUCAUGGGGAGCCCAAAACCUGCCAUCCAGUCUAUUUCGGCAUCAGCCCUCUUGAAACAACAGAAGCAGCACAUGUUGGAGAUAAGGAAAAGGAAAUCAGAAGAAAUACAGAAACGGUUUCUCCAAAGCUCAAGUGAGGUCAGCAGCCCCGCCAUGCCAUCCUCAUCCCGACAGCCCCCCAAAUUCCCACAGCUGGAAGGAGCCCCGGCCACGCAGACGCCGAAGCUUGGGCGAGGCAUCUCUGAAGGAGAUGAUGUUCUUUUCUUUGAUGAGUCACCACCUCCAAAACCAAAACUAAGUGCUUUAGCAGAGGCCAAAAAGUUAGCUGCUAUUGCUAAAUUGAGAACAAAAGGCCAGGUUCUUACAAAAACAGAUCCAAACAACAUUAAAAGGAAGCAAAAGGACACCCAGGACAUCCUGGAAGUAAAGGAACGUGUGGAAAAGAACAACGCGAUUUCUCCUCAAGCAGAGGACGAAUUGGAGCCUGCCAAGAAGAAAAGGAGAGAACAGCUUGCCUACCUGGAAUCUGAGGAAUUUCAGAAAAUUCUCAAAGCCAAAUCAAAGCACACCAGCAUCCUGAAAGAGACCGAGGCUGAGCUGCAGGAGCGCUAUUUCGAGCCACUGGUGAAAAAAGAACAAAUGGAAGAAAAGAUGAGAAACAUCCGCGAAGUGAAGUGUCGAGUAGUGACCUGCAGAACGUGCUCCUACACCCAUUUCAAGCCUUUGGAAACCUGCAUCAGCGAGCAACAUGACUACCACUGGCAUGAUGGUGUGAAAAGAUUUUUCAAGUGUCCCUGUGGAAACAGAAGUAUCUCCCUCGACAGACUCCCCAGAAAGCACUGCAGUAACUGUGGUCUCUACAAAUGGGAACGGGAUGGAAUGCUAAAGGAAAAGACUGGUCCAAAAAUAGGAGGAGAAACCCUGUUACCAAGAGGAGAAGAACAUGCCAAAUUUCUGAACAGCCUUAAGUAACCCUCACUUCAGACAUUUUCCCACAACCCACCUCACCUCCUGUGGCUCUGGGAAAGCCAGGGAUUGGCUCUGGAUUGUUCCUGUUCCUGAUUGACAGCGACAAACAAAUGCUUGUAAAGCCCUCGGGCUUUGCUUCUUUCCUCCGUUGUGUUGGUUUGACAUGAAAUGUGACAUUGUCUUUGAAGUGGAAAAUCAAGAAACCAUUGUCUUUCCUAUUCUUGGUAGAGAUGACGACAUGACUGUGCUCACAACUCUCUUGUCCAGAAACUGGAAGAUAAAUUGAAAGCUGGGUUUCCAGAUCUCUUGGUUUUAAAGUGUAUGCUCCUUUAUUACAAUAAAGAGCUAGUGUUUAUAUGGACAGCCAAAGAAAAAAUAAUUUUGAAAAAAAGAAUACAGUUGCUUAACUUAGGAGCUUCUGCAUCCUUAUCUGUGAAAUGAAGACAAUUGGACUAAGUGAUUUUCAAGUGUAUCUUUCAGCACUCAGAGUCUGUAAAUAGUGUAACCUUUUCCCACCGGGAUAAUUAGGAUCACUGCCCUGCAUACGAUCUUGAUGCACUGACAUUAAAAGCCAAGUUCCUUUCUGUUGUACUGGCAUCUCUGUUUUGCUCUUGAAAGUUGGACAAAUCACUGGACCCUUUGCAUUUCGGUUUAUUUAUGUUUAUAUAUGGCAAGAGAAAGAAAAGUUCUCUGUUCUUAACGAUAUUUGGAGCUCUGAAAUAGGGAUACGUAAAAUCUCAUCAUUUUUAAGCAUAGAUUUAUGUAUUUAAAGGAACUGGCACUUCUAAACAAAAGUAAUACAAAAUUUGAGAUGCCGUGAAGCAUGACUGUUAAGCAGAAAUGUCCUGUGUACAAAGACAGAAAAUCACUUAGAGUUUGGGGUUUGCAGAUAUACUUUAUUAACUCAUCAAGAAGAAAAGGCCAAACCCUGUGCAAAUUACCAGCAAAAAAAAUCUUAGGAGAAACCUCUGUCUGGCCAACCUGACUUUGCAAACAGAUUCAUGUGAAUGCUGACACCACCUAAAGACAAGGCAAAUUGGCUGGCACCGCGGCUCACUUGGCUAAUCCUCCACCUGCGGUGCCGGCACCCUGGGUUCUAGUCCCGGUUGGGGUGCCGGAUUCUGUCCCGGUUGCUCCUCUUCUAAUCCAGCUCUCUGCUGUGGCCCGGGAGUGCAGUGGAGGAUGGCCCAAGUGCUUGGGCCCUGUACCCACAUGGGAGACCAGGAGGAGGCACCUGGCUCCUGGCUUUGGAUCACUGCAGCGCGCCCGCCGUAGUGACCAUUUGGGUGGUGAACCAACGGAAGGAACACCUUUCUCUCUGUUUCUCUCUCUCUCACUAAAUCUGCCUGUAAAAAAAAAAAAAAAAAAAAGACAAA
Oryctolagus cuniculus (rabbit) is the source of this 4147-nucleotide messenger RNA. NCBI's taxonomy places the organism in Eukaryota, Metazoa, Chordata, Mammalia, Lagomorpha, Leporidae. The record is from RefSeq and is a predicted model, not a curated record.